ACUCUGGUCCGUGUAGCCGUGCAUUGGGGUGAAGCCGCAUAAAAGCGAUCCCAUCAUGCAGGCGUGAGGUGUUCCGUGUAGCAAACGGAGGGGACCGCGCAGUGUUACCGGGGGAACCUGUGUGACAGGCAGCGGCCACGAUAAAAAAUGUCGAACCGAAAGCACCGGGACAACCAAGAGAUCUGCGCCCGCAAGGUCCGGGAGCUGGCCCAGUCCGGAGUAAACAAACAUUGCUUCGAGUGCAACCAGCCCGGGGUGACUUACACCGACAUCACGGUGGGCAGCUUCGUCUGCACGUCGUGCUCCGGAAUGCUGAGAGGCCUCAACCCUCCCCACAGAGUCAAGUCUAUCUCCAUGACAACUUUCUCUCAACAGGAAGUAGAAUUCCUCCAAAACCAUGGCAAUGAGGUGGGGAGAAGGACGUGGCUGUGUGUGUUUGACCCAAAGACUGACGGCUGCUCCGACAUGAAGGACUCUCAGAAGUUCAAAGAGUUCCUUCAGGAUAAAUACGAGAAGAAAAAAUGGCAUUUUUCCAAAAGUAAGAACCGGAGAGACGUGGAGGGUCCCUGGAGUCCAGGGGUCCAGGCGAUGCCCCCUUCUCACGGUCCCUUAGCGAGCCAGGGCCCAGCCCAUAACAUGCCCCUGAAUGCCAGAGCCACGAGACCACUGUCUCAGUCCCAGCUGCCGUCUUGGGACCGAGCCCCCGCCGUCUCUCCCGCCGACAUGCGGACGGACGUGUUCACGGCUCGGCCGUCGCGCUCCCAAAGCUUUAGAGACCCCCCUCUGAAAGACCCCACCCUGUGUGGGAUAGAAAGACAGCGACCGGGCUCUCUGUCGUCAGCACUGGGAGGUCAGGGUCACGGCCCCUCGUUCCCCGCCCUUCCACGGCCCUCAGCCAGUAGCUCGUUCAAAAACCACUUCACAUUAGGUCGUACGGUGUCGGCCUCGGGGGCUACGGGCCCCUUCAGGGCCUUCCCGAAGUCUCUGAGCGUGGACUUCGGAGGUCUGAACCACCCCCAAUCACAGCCUCUGCCCCAGUCUCUGUCUCAGCCUCAGCAGCAGCAGCCUGCCGGUGUAGGUCAGACGACUCCACCGGUCAGCAGCUCCAGCGCCCAGGACAAGUACGCUGCUGUGUCACAGCUGGACAGCGUCUUCUCUGAUACAUCAUCGGCCACCGCUCCACCCAGUGGCCCUCCGCAGUACAGCGCCAUCUUCGGCAGCAGGCUCUCAUCCAGCUCCACUCCUGCCAGCUCCCCCGGUGUCGAUACCGCUUCCAGCUCCCAAAAUUUUGCAAAUUUCCCCAACCCAUUCAGCUCCAGCUCCAGCUCCAGCUCCGCUUCCCAGCAGCCCGUCGCCCUCUCCCCCAGUAACCCCUUCAGUAAUGCCUCAGGAGGUGACUCCGGUGCGUUCGUCACCUCGCCCACCUCCGUUUUUCCUCCGUCUACCACUUUCCCAGCGGCUGCUACCCAGAAUGCAUUUCCUCAUGAGUCAGCCACCAAUCAGGAAGCCAACGGUUUUGCCUCCUUCCCCACGCCUGACGCUUACUCCAAAGUCCCUCGGCCCAUGUCGGUGAACCCUUUCACGGGGAAUGUUUACCCCAGUCGGGGGACAUCAAAAAAUCCUUUCAUCUGACCCCCUUUCCCUCCCUCUCUGGGAACCGAGGGAGGAGUGAAUUUGAGGAGUUGCUGCCAUUUCAAUGCCUCUGGAGUAUUUUCACCUUUUCAAUGGAGGGUCGUGCAUCCAGGCUGGCCCUCCCUCCCCGAUCUGUCUUUGUUUACGUGUUUUGUGGAGGAGAAAAAAAAAAAAAAAGCGUGAAUGCAGUUAAUGAAAUUCAUGUUUGUAUGUGUGAGAGUUUUGGCCUGCUGUGUUUGUACCACGUGACAUACGUCAAAAGGUGUUUGUGUGCCAGUAGACGCCACCUCAGGGCUCUGUGGGAGUCACGACGCCUCUGAUUUAAAAAAAUUUUUUUUUUUUUUUUUUUUUGCUGAAAUGCACUCGCAUAUAUUACACACACACGUGUUGCUGCUGCUAUUUGCUUUCAUCUCCUUGCUUAGAAGUGCAAAAAAAAAAGAAAAAACACCCCCUCGAUACGUCAGUGCUGUCUUCUGCUUUAAAACUUUGGGGUCUCAGUGGAGCCAGCUGAGACUCUGACCCCGCAUCACGAGUUUCUAUAGAUGGUUUUAACAGCCUUAACAGCCUCCUGAUGCAUGUGAAUUAGUGUUGAAAGAUAAGACAGGUUUGUCUCUGUGGUGUGUGUGUGCGCGUGCGUGCGUGCGUGUGUGUGUGUGCGUGCGUGCGUGUGUAACUUGUUUGUAUUCAUCAUUGUUCCU
Messenger RNA from Archocentrus centrarchus (flier cichlid), 2330 nucleotides. RefSeq names its product ArfGAP with FG repeats 2 (gene agfg2). Gene Ontology annotation, biological process: spermatid nucleus differentiation; acrosome assembly; intermediate filament organization. Gene Ontology annotation, molecular function: GTPase activator activity. The transcript has 14 exons. The coding region runs from base 148 to 1632 and encodes 494 amino acids. Gene Ontology annotation, cellular component: cytoplasmic vesicle; cytoplasm; membrane. Lineage: Eukaryota; Metazoa; Chordata; Actinopteri; Cichliformes; Cichlidae. The record is from RefSeq and is a predicted model, not a curated record.